Molecule: messenger RNA, 1514 nt
Organism: Pocillopora damicornis (cauliflower coral)
Lineage: Eukaryota; Metazoa; Cnidaria; Anthozoa; Scleractinia; Pocilloporidae
Product: RIB43A-like with coiled-coils protein 2
Source: RefSeq, a predicted model, not a curated record
GGUUACAAAAGGCAAGCAACAAGGAACUCAGUACUAAUACAGGGAGAAAACAUUACGAGAAUCGACGUUUUAGCAGGAUUGCAGUUUUUUAAAGAUCUUAAGAAAGAAGAGAAAUGUAUAAACUCGACCUUCCCGUAGAUAUGAAGGAGAGCGCUGCCAUAGAGAGGCGACGGAAUCGAGAAUUGCAGCGCCAAAGUAGGAUUUUCAACGCUCGUGUUCGAACCAUUGGGAUUGACUUGAAUGCACUCAACGAGCAAGUGCAAGAUCGUACACGACGCGAAGUUGAAGAGGAGAGGCGACAUAAUGCGUUCGCUGCUGACAUGACAAGAAAUGAUAAAAUCACUGUCUUGCUUCAGAAGCGUCAGGAACAUGACAUGCGUGAGUUGAAUAAGGCUGUGAAUGAAUUCCGUCAAUCUUACCAGCAGCCAUAUGAUAGACGUGAAUUUGACUUGAAUGAUCCGGAUAGUUUGAAGAAAGACAAACCUGCCAGGGUAUCUGAUGAUGACCCUCGUUGUGGGGUGGCAUCACUUCAGAAGUUUGUUGGGGAAGAUUUGAAUGGCAAGGCACGUGAAAAGUUACAGCAAGAACAAGCACGGGAAUGGAUCAAGCAACAAACAAAUGAGAAAGAUCAAGCUUUGGCAAAUCAGAAGUAUGCAGACCAUCUUUAUGAUUUAAAGGCAAGAGAAAUGGACCAAAGAGCUUGUGAACUUGCCAGUGCUGAAGCAGAUUGCAGGCGUGCAAUAAAUAUGGCAACUAAAGAUAUGAACCAAGCUUUGGCAAGAGAAAGGAAGGCUAAAGAAGAUGUAGAUAAACAACAGGAACAAGAUGACAACUUUACUGAAAUAUCAAACUCUGUGUUUGGUGACAUGUUGACAGAAAAUCCUGAUGUGGCCCAGAGUGCCUUUGGACCUCACAGGGUGAUCACUGAUCGCUGGAAGGGUAUGAGCCCAGCUCAACUGGCAGAGAUAAGACGUAUUCAACACGCGCAGGUGGAGGAGAAGGAGAGACUGAAACAGGAAGAGGGAGAGCAGGAAAAAGAAUACAAUAGAUUGAGGUUGACGCAAGCUAAGGCAGGAAUAAUAGCAGAACGGGGAAUUGAAAGAAAGAAAAAGGAGAUUGAAAAGGACCAGGCAGAUGAGAACAGAAGACUGGCAGCUGAACAAAGAGCCAAAAUGGAUUAUCUUGACAAAGAAGUUUACACCAAUCCCCCUACAGCAGCUUACUUUAUGCAGUAUAACACAACAAGUAGAUGAGGACCUCUCAAUACUUUAUGAAAAGCUGUAAUGAUAAUGCAUAAAAUUAUUAGGGAAACAUGCACUUAUUUGUAAACAACUUUUCCAGCUCCACAAAAUGGAAAUGUUAAGGAGUUUUAUGCAGUUGUCAAAAUUUUAUUGACAUUUCAAAUGUACUAUAUUUCCUUCUAACCUGUCUUGGUUGUACUGUACAUUUAGUUUCUAGUAUGUUAAAUUCAUUUAAUAAAGAGAGUCUGUUAUGACGUAUGACACUAAUAGAAA